Molecule: messenger RNA, 1221 nt
Organism: Penicillium psychrosexuale
Lineage: Eukaryota; Fungi; Ascomycota; Eurotiomycetes; Eurotiales; Aspergillaceae
Product: aminoglycoside phosphotransferase family protein
Exons: 3
Coding region: 1-1221 (406 amino acids)
Source: RefSeq, a predicted model, not a curated record
AUGGCGGGAAAAAGGGCAUUCGACUCAGAGGGCGCUCAACAUGCCAGCGAAGCCGUGAGGUUCAAUGCCCGUACAUUGAAAAAGCUACAAGCCGCAAUCACGAAAGAUCCAGAGAUCGACUUGGCCGAUCAAUUCCCCACUCGAUAUUCGGAACGUCUUAUGGAAAUGAGAACCACAAUCGAAAGCCCUCCGAAGAAAACCAGAACUGCUGAUGAAGACAUCCGAGAAUCCAUUUGCCCAUCAGACCCGGUUGAAAUCGUGUUUCCUCUCUCGGAUGCGGUUGCAAAAUUACUCGAACCGAUAUCACAAACUGCGGAGGGUUUGCCACUCUCUCAAAGGCUGUUUGAAGUCCUAAAGAGCAGUGAGAUUCUUUGGAAAGCUCCCUUCUACCGGAAAGGAGUGUUCAAAUGCUCUUCAGAAAUCGUUGUCAAAGCCAUUCGCAAUAUGGAGCACAAUACUGAAUAUACCGCUUUACAAUAUCUUAACCGUCAUAAGCCAAAUAUUCUAGUACCAAAGCCUCUUGGCUUAGUACGUAUGGGCCGGAUUUCUUUGAUAUUCAUGACCCAUAUGGGAUCUACGACACUUGGGGAAGUCUGGCAUACACUCGAGUCUUAUCAGAAAACCUCCAUUAGCAACCAACUCAACACGAUACUUGCAGAUUUGAGAACUCUUCCUUUUACAGAAGGCACUCCUCUCGGAGGAGUCGCAGGUGAAGGCUGUAGAGAUCUUAGGAGGCAUGUUCGAGUGAGCGAGACACCUAUCGUCAGCCUUGAAGAUUUUGAAACAUUCUUAUUCUCGAGCCCGCAUCCAGGCGGCAACGUGUUCAUCAAGUUUCUCCGUCAAUUAUCACCAUCGGUUACCAACCAUUCGGGCCCUCGCAUCGUGUUCACGCACGGAGACAUCAGGCCGGACAAUAUCACGGUUAAAUUGACCGACAACGACUACAUGGUUUCUGGGAUACUUGACUGGGAAUAUAGCGGGUUCUACCCUGACUAUUAUGAAUCUGUGCGGUGUACAAACUGCCUGAGGCCUUACGAGGAAGAUGACUGGUUUUUAUAUCUGCCAGACUGUGUCUCACCAACUAUCUACGCUCAGUGGUGGCUUUUGGAUCGAGGUAUAGUCCUCGAUAUCGUCCGCAUUCAAGGAAUGGGGCCGUUGACUAGACCUUUACGGGGAACCUGUGGGAUUGAUAUCGCAAGAACCGUCGACGGUACAAUUUAG